AUGGCCUAUAAAACUCCUAUUGGUAUGUCAUCCUACCAAUUGGUGUUUGGGAAGGCUUGUCACUUACCCAUUGAGUUAGAACACAAGGCUUUAUGGGCUUUGAAGAAGUUGAAUAUGGAUUGGGAGGAUGCUUCAAAAUCGAGAGUGAAUCAACUUCAUGAGUUGGACGAGUUUUGGCUCAAGGAAUAUAAAAGCUCCAUGUUGUACAAAGAGAAGAUGAAGAGAUGGCAUGAUGCCAAAAUCUUAAAGCGAGAGUUUCGUGUGGGUGAUGAUGUCUUUCUCUUCAAUUCAAGAUUGAAACUCUUUGAGGGGAAGCUUAGAUCGAAGUGGUCGGGCCCGUUUGUAAUUUCAAAUGUUUACCUGAGUGGAGCUAUUGAGUUGGAAGAUCACGAGAAGAAAUUUAUGGUGAAUGGCCAACGAUUGAAACAUUAUCAUGUGGGUGGACCCAGAGCGACUAAAGUUAAGUUGCUUCGCUUAAAAGAUCCAAAAUUAUGA
Messenger RNA from Capsicum annuum, 495 nucleotides. RefSeq lists its product as uncharacterized. The record is from RefSeq and is a predicted model, not a curated record. The transcript has a single exon. Lineage: Eukaryota; Viridiplantae; Streptophyta; Magnoliopsida; Solanales; Solanaceae. The coding region runs from base 1 to 495 and encodes 164 amino acids.